This is a messenger RNA of Pundamilia nyererei, 1104 nucleotides long. RefSeq names its product alpha-N-acetylgalactosaminide alpha-2,6-sialyltransferase 1-like. Lineage: Eukaryota; Metazoa; Chordata; Actinopteri; Cichliformes; Cichlidae. The transcript is spliced from 8 exons. The coding region runs from base 4 to 1035 and encodes 343 amino acids. Gene Ontology annotation, molecular function: alpha-N-acetylgalactosaminide alpha-2,6-sialyltransferase activity. Gene Ontology annotation, biological process: oligosaccharide biosynthetic process. The record is from RefSeq and is a predicted model, not a curated record.
GCCAUGGCUGAGACUCCUAUGCCUAUCCUCUACAAAAUAAAUUUCACAAAGCUUCCUCAGUGGGAUUUUGAUGAUGUUUAUAACCAGGAUGCACCACCUAGACCGACAGCAUGUGCCCAGUCUCUGCGAAACUCUGACAAUGAAAACUUUAAGAAGGCUUUUCUUCCAAACAUACGUUUGUUUCUACACAAGGACAACAUCAACAUGAGCGAGUGGAAUCGGCUCUCACAUUUUAACAAUCCUUUCGGUUUUAUGGAGUUCAAGUACGACGAUGUGAUGAAGUCAGUGAAGUUGAUUCCAAAGCCAAAAGAGCCGUUGCUCCUCCCAAAACCCGGUGGUGACGGUUGUGUGCGCUGUGCUGUGGUAGGUACUGGAGGAAUCCUGAACGGCUCAAAGAAGGGGGUGGAGAUCGAUGGCCAUGAUUACGUUUUUCGGAUGAAUGGUGCCAUCACCAAGGGCUUUGAAGAAGAUGUAGGAAACAAAACAUCGGUGUAUGUCCACACAGCCCACUCCAUCACUUCAUCUCUUUACAUCCUUAAAAAACACGGAUACAAAGCUGCUCCUCAUGAUGAGGGUAUAAAAUAUGUGAUGAUUCCUGAGGGGAUGAGGGAUUACCAAUGGCUUGAGGGCCUUCUCAAAGGAGAAAAGGUCUCUGCUGGUCCAUACCGCAAGAGACUGCCAAGGACCUACUAUUCAGGGCAGUACAACGAGAGCCGCUUCUACGUUCUGCAUCAGGAUUUCCUCCGAUAUGUGCGGAACAGGUUCUUGAAGUCACCCAAUCUGAAUAAGAGAUACUGGGCCAUAGUCAGACCAACCAACGGAGCAUUCACUCUCUUCCUGGCUCUGCACACCUGUGACACAGUGGAUGCAUACGGAUUCAUGAGUGAAGAAUUCAAGAAAUACUCCAACUACUAUUAUGACAAGUAUGUUAAAACCAGGGUCGUUUUCUAUUCCAACCACGACUACACUCAAGAGAAGAACACAUGGAAAAACCUUCACAACAGCAAAAUAUUAAAUCUGUACCAGGGAGUGUAAGUAAACCCAGGACUGUAAGAUCUGCAGCAAUGCUGCAACGGCAAGAAUAAAAGCAAUGGGAUAAGGAAG